AUGCGUCAAACAGCUGCAGCGAUGUCGCGCCGAUUGAUUUGGCUCAACUCUCUCAUUACACUAUGUGUUGGUGGAGCGAUCCCCCAAGACAAGAGAAAUCAGACUGUCGGCCAUGGCUCAUCUGAGUCUAUUUCCAUGACUGAGACCAAUGGCUUUGACCCUCUUGGGGUCUGGUAUGCGGGCGUCGAGGCGCUGUCGCAGAAGCAGCCCAGUAUCACUGCGAUCGAGGCUGCCAAGAAUAAGAAUAUCGGUAUUGUUGGAGCUGGAAUAUCGGGUUUGAUGACAUACCUAGCAUUGCACGAGGCAGGAUUCAAGAAUUUGACCAUUCUUGAAGCUGACGACCGCUUGGGUGGUCGCCUGCAUACAAGCUACCUCUCUGGGGGUCCCUUUGACUAUUCUUAUCAGGAGAUGGGAGCGAUGCGCCUCCCGGUUGACUAUAUCGACAAGAAUGGAAAAAGACACAACAUCUCUGAUACACAACUGGUGUUCUUCCUGAUUGAGGAGAUGAACAAGCUCAACAAAGGAGAUCCCAACCUCCGGGUGGACCUCAUUCCGUGGGUUGACCAUAAUGAGAAUGGACUUCAAUACUUUCGCGGCAUUCGCACAGCUAGUGGGCUGCCUCCGACCCUGAAGCAAAUCUCCGAGAACGCUUCGUUGGGUGUGCCUUUAGUCUUGGACGCCGAUGCACAGGCAGCAAGCGAUAAGCUCAAGGCCAAUCUGCCUGACGACGCCUUCAUGAGUGACAUGGUCAAGAAUGUGUAUCAAGCACACCGUAAAUGGAACGACAAUGGGUUUGGCGGCCAGGCAGGAGAUCGGUGGUCGGUAUUCUCUUACAUUUCGCAGUUCCUCAAAGGCAGCCUCAACACCACGGACAUUUUGGACAACCAGCUGGACCCCCGGGGCAGCUUCUGGGAAAAGGUGUACGAUGGCAUGUAUGAAAGCGCCAGCAUCUUCAGGACCAUUGACGGAGGAGUCAGUCGUCUACCACUAUCCUUUGGUCCUCUUGUCAAAGACGACACUCGGAUGGGUAUCAAAGUGGAGCGGAUCAAGUACUCGGACGAGAAAGUGACGCUUCAGUGGAAGCAUAGCUUCAAGGAUCGCGAGUUUCAGAACUCGACCUUUGACUACGCCGUCAUCUCUGCCCCAUUCACAGUCGUUCGCCAAUGGCGACUGCCCGAAAUCGACAUGACCAUGGCCAACGCCAUCAAGAACCUCGUCUACGACACGUCGUGCAAAGUGGCGCUGGAGUACUCGGAGCGGUUCUGGGAAAAGUACGAGAACCCGAUCCACGGCGGAUGCAGCACGCAGACCGACAUCCCCGGCGUCACCCUCGUCUGCUAUCCCUCGUACAACAUGAAUGGUACCGGCCCAGCAAGCCUUUUGGCAUCGUACAUUCGAGAGUCGUACAACCAUGACAUGAGCAGAAUGAUUACCAUGUCGGACGAGGAGCACGUGCAGUAUGUGCUGGACGCCAUGACGGAGAUUCACGGCGAGCACACGCGGGAUCUGUACACUGGAAAGUUUGCCCGAAAAUGUUGGAGUCUGGAUCCUCUCACCGCGGGUGCCUGGGCAAACCCCUCGGCUGGACAGCACGAGUUGUACAUUCCAGAGUACUUUAAGGUUCACAAGAACGUGAGUAUCAGCAAUAAAAUCCCUCGAGAGGAGCUGGAUUUCUCGCUAACAGGUGUGCUAGCUCAUCUUUAUUGGCGAACACACGUCUUACACGCAUGGAUGGAUCUCGAGCGCUUUGGACUCGGGUAUCCGUGGCGCAGUGCAGCUGCUUCUAGAGCUCGGCCUCGUUGA
Beauveria bassiana ARSEF 2860 is the source of this 1803-nucleotide messenger RNA. Its product is annotated as flavin containing amine oxidoreductase. Bases 1 to 1803 code for a protein of 600 amino acids. NCBI's taxonomy places the organism in Eukaryota, Fungi, Ascomycota, Sordariomycetes, Hypocreales, Cordycipitaceae. The record is from RefSeq and is a predicted model, not a curated record. Gene Ontology annotation, biological process: amino acid catabolic process. The transcript is spliced from 3 exons. Gene Ontology annotation, molecular function: polyamine oxidase activity; L-amino-acid oxidase activity.